GACCCUACGUGCAGAGGACCAACGCGCUCUUGGAGUUUUCGAACGGAAGGUGUUGCGUGCCAUCUACGGCGGAGUGCAGAUGGAAGACGGGACUUGAAAAAUGCGUAUGAACCACGAGCUGCAUCAGCUGCUGAGAGAACCAACCAUCGUCCACACCGCGAAAAUUGGGAGGCUACGGUGGGCGGGUCACGUAUCGGAUAGCAACCCGUCUAAAAUGGUUCUCGAGAGUCAUCCAACCGGUACUAGAAGACGUGGUGCGAAGCGAGCUAGGUGGGUCGAUCAAGUGGAGAACGAUCUGCGGACCCUACGCAGAGUGCGGAACUGGAGACAAACAGCCAUGGACCGAGUGGAAUGGAGACGGCUACUAUGUACAGCAGAGGCCACCCCGGCCUUAGCCUGAUCGGAUUGGAUUGGAUUGACGGACACAAAAGAGAUUAGAAGAUCAACAUGAAGUGAAUUUCAUACAAUAGAUAAAACUGUCAUAAAAAAAACUGUCUGAAAAAUUCGGUGCUCUAUAUCCCUUUCGUUAGAGGUUGUGGUUCAUACAGGCCAUUUUUGGCUAUGAUUGUGACAUCAUCCAAUUCAGCGUGUGGUAUUCUUCGCAAUAAUGUAUCCCUCGUAUAUUGAAAAUCAUCGAGUGAAGAGAACGUUUUGCUGAGUAAUCAUUUAUGUCCUUCAGAAGUGUUUCAUUUCCAUAAACCCAUAAACUGUGGAGCUAUGUACAUUGAACGUAGGAAAACCCACAUUUGCAUGACAUCAUGCGAUGUCCCUUCUCGACCACGAUGAAUUUCACCAGACACCAGACAUUACUUCCUGAAACACGCUUGCGCCAAAAAGCAACACACACUUCUAUCGCGGCGUUUCACUGAACUAUCGGCUACCAUGCGAAAAUGCACCGUGCCACAGGUUGCAACAUCGACCGAGUGCAUCCAUUCACAAAUGGUCAAUGUGGGUGUGCCUGCAUAUCCCCUGCAACAAACAGCCCCAUUCAGUUAAAUUUCGAGAGUUUUCCGCUGUAGAUGAUGAUGACGGAAGUGCAAAGUGGAAAUUUCGAAAGGAUUCCGGCCACUGAAAGCAUUGAUGAUGCUGAUAACAAUAACGGAUACGUGCCGCCGGCCGUCAACAGAGGAGUGGUCCGACUAUCGAUUCUGGCGCUGUUUCUCGCCGGCUUCAGGCGUGAUCCGUAUCCUUGGAAGAAGGAUUAUAGCGAAACGGCGGAUGGCGAAGUUGGAAUCGAUUUGCACCCGGAUUUGUAUCUAGCGCAGAUGAUGGGUCCGGUGUUGAUUUCAUUGUUGGUUUCGUGCAACGUCAGUGUUGGCUAUGUGAGGGAGCUGUUCAGCAUCAUCCACCCACCGGUCUGCCUGUGGUACGCACUUGGAUGCAUCAUGGGAUACUUACGGGAAGUGCUUCCCGUGUGCAGCUUCAUGUUGGAAAUGAUAAGCGAUAGUAAGGUGACGCUAUACUAUUAUCAGAUCAUGAUCUACAGUUCUAGCACCGAGAGAAGUGCGUCGAUUCUCCUUGGAACCGUGGCACAGGUCUUGGGAAAUGCAUUGCUUCAGUGGAUCUGCAACGAUGCAGGACUGAUGUGGCCCAAUACGAAGUAUUUUGUGGAUCUGAUAGUUGCAAUGGUGCACUAUUUCAUGUUUUGUCCACGAGAGUCCUGGAGAGUAGCUUUAAAGAACGUGUUUGAAGAAAGUAACCGUUAUGCAUUCCGCGAAUUCAUCGGUGUAGCGGUUUUUGCAGUAAUUCUGCUUUCUUCGAUCAACAGCGUCAUCUUACAAUGGUUAUUGAGCGAUAACGACAUGCCUCCAAAGCCAUUUCUUCCGCUGUUCGUCGCAUUUGAUGGAAACGACUACAUCUGGUACACCUUAAUCAAUAUCUGCGUUCCCAUUGUUCUAGAAAUCAGUAUGACGAGGUUCAACCCAGGCAAGCAAUGGAUUGUUUGCUUCAUAUGCAGCUUCAUCACAUCGAGCGUAUGUUUCUUCAGUGACAGACGGGAAAGCGCAUUCUAUCUCACCAUGGCGGCAAUGGCAAUGACCUCGUUCACUUUUGGCAAAGCAUUAGCACACUUGACCGAAGUAUGCCCAGGAAACAAAAUUGUCCUUCUGCCGGGUGCCGCUUUUGUGGCAACCCACAUGGCAAUGUACGGUUUCAGUGCUUUGUUGAAGUUAAUACCGAUGGCCUUGAGGGCAAAACGUAUAGUACUGAUUGCGGUAUGUUGCAUCAACGGAGCUUUCGCAGUGGCCCUUGCGUUCGCCAAUGACUUGCUGGCCACUGAUUUAUCCCGGAUAGGAAGAAGGCGGGUACGACGCAUUGUACGAACUAUCGAUUUGUAGAACAAUCGGCAUUAGCAAAUUUAGGUCAAUUGGUUCUAAUAAGCAUUUGAUGUGAUAAAUGUGAGCCUGAGCAGAAAAAUAAAUGUUUAUUUAGCUUUACUUCCAAUCAGACCUUAAACACUUUAUUCCUCAAAUAGACUUCCUUGUGCAUUCAGCCAUAAAGUCUUUAGGUUCUUAGAAGGCGGGUUCAAUAGGCAUUCGAAUCUGUAGAGUGUACAGUACAUCUGUACUGAAUUGCUGUUAAUUGACAUGAUUGAUGAGGUGCAAUUGCUGUCUUUACAACCACAUUUUUUUUUAAAUAUAAUUUAUAAUUUUACACGGGCACAUUAUUGUGAUAUUACUUAAUGAAAGAUCAACAGUGGACAGGUCAUGGCUUCAGUAGAAACCAAAAAUCAUGGAUAAAGAAAAAAACAGAAGUUGCACAUCAUCAACGACAGUCUGUUAUCUUUCGUAAUUAUGUU
Aedes albopictus (Asian tiger mosquito) is the source of this 2797-nucleotide messenger RNA. RefSeq lists its product as uncharacterized. NCBI's taxonomy places the organism in Eukaryota, Metazoa, Arthropoda, Insecta, Diptera, Culicidae. The record is from RefSeq and is a predicted model, not a curated record. Bases 1020 to 2336 code for a protein of 438 amino acids. The transcript has 2 exons.